Messenger RNA from Fragaria vesca subsp. vesca, 2157 nucleotides. Its product is annotated as dynamin-like protein ARC5-like. The transcript is spliced from 16 exons. Bases 1 to 2157 code for a protein of 718 amino acids. NCBI's taxonomy places the organism in Eukaryota, Viridiplantae, Streptophyta, Magnoliopsida, Rosales, Rosaceae. Gene Ontology annotation, molecular function: GTP binding; microtubule binding; GTPase activity. The record is from RefSeq and is a predicted model, not a curated record. Gene Ontology annotation, cellular component: cytoplasm; membrane; microtubule.
AUGGAUCUCUUGUUGCAAUUUAUCUGGAAAGAAAUGGAUAGGGCGGAGGAGGAUUCGCUCCGCUCAUGGGAGGAGCAGUGCCGGCUCUACGAGGCGUACAACGAGCUCCACGGCCUUGCCCAAGCCUUCCACACUCCCUUCGACGCCCCCGCCGUCCUCGUCGUCGGCCACCAGACAGAUGGCAAGAGCGCAUUGGUCGAGGCCCUCAUGGGCUUCCAGUUCAACCACGUCGGCGGCGGCACCAAGACCCGCCGCCCCAUCACUCUCCACAUGAAGUUCGACCCCGACGCCCACUCCCCUCUCUGCCGCCUCGUCUCCGACUCCGACCCGGCCCAGGCCCACCUCAUGUCCCUCCACGACAUCCAGGCUUACAUUGAGGCCGAGAACAUUAGGCUCGAGAAGGAGCCGUCUCUCUUCUCGGCCAAGGAGAUCAUUAUUAGGGUUGACUACAAGUACUGCCCUAACCUCACCAUUAUCGACACUCCUGGCCUCAUUGCUCCUGCUCCUGGCCCCAAAAACCGAGCUCUACAGGUUCAAGCUCGCGCAGUCGAAGCACUAGUGCGAGCUAAGAUGCAGCACAAGGAGCUCAUUAUAUUGUGUCUUGAAGACUGCAGUGACUGGAGUAAUGCAACUACGCGAAGAGUUGUUAUGCAAAUUGAUCCUGAGCUUUCGAGGACUGUGAUUGUUUCGACCAAGCUUGAUACGAAAAUACCACAGUUUGCGCGGUCGUCAGACGUGGAGGUGUUUCUGUCACCUCCCACGUGUAUGCUCGAUGGCUGCAUCUUGGGAGACUCCCCCUUUUUUACUUCUGUGCCGUCUGGAAGAGUUGGUGUUGGGCAUGAUUCCGUUUACAGAUCUAAUGAUGAGUUUAAACAGGCAAUAUCUGUAAGAGAAAAGGAAGAUGUUGCAAGUUUAGAGGAAAAAUUGGGUCGCUCACUGUCUGUACAAGAGAGAAGUAGAAUAGGCGUAAGCAAACUUAGGUCUUUUCUGGAAGAAUUGCUACAGAAAAGGUAUAUGGAAAAUGUACCACUUAUCAUUCCACUUCUUGAGAAGGAAUACCGGAGUGCAACAAGAAGGAUGAAUGAGAUAAAUCAAGAACUCAGCACUUUGGAUGAACUGAAACUAAAGGAGAAAGGGAGAUUAUUUCAUGAUAUGUUCUUGACGAAGUUAUCAUUGCUAUUGAAAGGAACAGUUGUCGCACCCCCAGACAAAUUUGGUGAAACACUACAAGAUGAGAGGACUAAUGGAGGAGCAUUUGUUAGCAGUGACGGCCUUCAGUUCCCUCACAAGCUUAUACCUAAUGCAGGAAUGCGUCUCUAUGGGGGUGCACAAUACCAUCGUGCCAUGGCUGAGUUCCGUUUUGUAGUUGGAGGAACAAAAUGCCCUCCAAUUACAAGGGAAGAAAUCGUGAAUGCAUGUGGAGUUGAAGAUAUACAUGACGGAACAAACUACUCUAGGACAGCUUGUGUAAUAGCUGUUGCAAAAGCUCGUGAUACGUUUGAGCCUUUCCUUCAUCAGUUGGGUGGUAGACUCUUGCAUAUUCUGAAGAGAUUACUUCCCAUAUCCGUCUAUCUUCUUCAGAAAGAUGGUGAGUAUUUGAGUGGCCACGAGGUGUUUCUCAAGCGUGUUGCCUCUGCAUUCAAUGACUUUGCAGAAUCUACCGAAAGGGCAUGUCGUGAAAAGUGUAUGGAGGAUUUGGUAAGCACCACACGCUAUGUCACAUGGUCUCUUCACAAUAAGAAUCGUGCUGGGUUACGUCAGUUCUUGGACUCGUUUUCUGGAACAGAACAUACCACUGUUAGUGGUACUUCUGUAUCAUCUGGUCUUUCUCAAGAUUCAGUAGUUGGGUCUGUUGCCAAUGAGAAGGACACCAAAUCACGGGCAGAUGUGAAGCUUAGUCAUCUGGCCUGUGCCAAUGACUUGACUUCAAUUCAAACGACAGAAACAAGGCUGGCUGAUCUGCUGGAUAGUACACUUUGGAAUAGGAAACUUGCUCCGUCAUCUGAAAGGAUUGUUUAUGCUUUGGUGCAGCAGAUAUUUCAUGGCAUAAGAGAAUAUUUCUUGGCCUCUGCGGAGUUGAAGGAGGACGACUACGUGAAGUGGAACCAUUUGAAGAAUGGCUCAAGUCUCGCUCGCCUCCUCAUCCCAUCCCUCUGA